This is a messenger RNA of Cajanus cajan (pigeon pea), 1860 nucleotides long. The record is from RefSeq and is a predicted model, not a curated record. Lineage: Eukaryota; Viridiplantae; Streptophyta; Magnoliopsida; Fabales; Fabaceae.
AUGUCACUUUUCCUUCCAUUUAAAUAGCACCACCAUUUCCCAAUCCCUCCCACCUCAUUUCACUCCCAUCGUCCACCUCUUCUCCAGCCACAACCAAACCAUGAUCACGGGCAUAGAAAUCUACAACGUGUUGGCAUCAAUCGUGCCGCUAUACGUGCCCAUGAUCCUAGCCUACGGCUCCGUGUGCUGGUGGAAGAUCUUCACCCCGGAACAGUGCUCCGGCAUAAACCGCUUCGUGGCGGUGUUCGCAGUUCCCUUCCUCAACUUCCACUUCCUGGCCUUCGCCAACCCGUACGCCAUGAACCUAAGGUUCAUAGCCGCGGACACGCUGCAAAAGGUGGUGAUCCUGUGCGCGCUCAUUGCAUGGUCCACGCUCACCAAGUGCGGCACCCUGGACUGGACCCUCACGCUCUUCUCCCUCUCCUCUCUGCCCAACACGGUCGUCGUGGGAGUCCCUCUCCUAACCGCCAUGUACGGAGACUCCUCCGCCAGCCUCAUGAGCCAGAUUUUCGUCAUGCAGGGCGUCCUCUGGAUCACGCUCAUGCUCUUCCUCUACGAGUACAGAGCCGCCAUGCGCCUCAUUGCCAAGCAGUUCCCUCAGAACGCAGGCGCCAUCGCCUCGCUCACCGUUCACUCCGACGUUUCCUCUCUCGACGGAGACCAGCCGCUGCAAACGGACACGGAAGUCGGCCAAAACGGAGACCUUCACGUCACGCUCAGAAGCCCUUCCUGUCACUGUUCCGUCGCUUCCUCCACCAUUCAGAGAGCUUCCAGCUUCAACACCACGCGUGAUCUCCAUCACCAUAGAAUUUGCAGAACGCAUGCUCCUUUUUAUGGAGUGAAACAUGCAACGAUCGACAUAGGUUCUAGCCCUAAAUCAGUUGAAGAUAGAGAGAUUGAAAUUGCAGUGGUUGGGAUCCAACAUUGUGUAAGCGAAGGACCAAAAGAGGUGAAAAUUGAAGACAAAAAUGCAAACAAAAAACAGCAAAUGCCACGUGCCAGUGUGAUGACAAGGCUCAUUCUAACCAUGGUUUCGAGGAAUCUUAUGAGAAAUCCUAAUACCUAUGCAUGUGUUUUGGGACUCGGUUGGUCACUUAUAUCAUUUAGGUGGAACAUCAAAAUGCCAUCAAUUGUAAAUGGUUCCAUUUUGAUACUGUCAAAAACCGGGACGGGAAUGGCCAUGUUCAGCCUGGGUCUAUUCAUGGCAUUACAACCCAAGACUGUAGCUGGUGGAAAUACUUGGGCAGCAAUUUCUAUGAUAGCUCGAUUUUUUGUUGGUCCAUCAGUGAUUGCUAUAACAUCCUUUGUCAUCGGCAUCCGAGGAGUUCUUUUACGUGUUGCCAUUGUUCAAGCUGCUCUUCCUCAAGCUAUCACCUCCUUUGUAUUUGCCAAAGAAUACAAUCUCCAUGCAGAUAUAUUUAGCACAGCGGUUAUCCUUGGAACGGUGGUUUCAUUGCCUGUAACAAUAAUUUACUUCGUGCUUCUCGGACUCUAACUCGUUUGUGAAGGCCAGAGAAGAAGAAUAUAAGUUACACAUUCAGGCCUGCUGACAAAAGCAAAAUUCUUCUACUAAAGUCAUGACUACAAAAUUAUGGACAAUCUUCUUUUCUUAGUUUUUCUUUAGGAUUUAUUUUAUCAAACAACACUUCUUAAGUUCAUGAUUUUAACACUGGUGCUGUUUAACACGGAUCGGUGGAGAUCGUCCAGAAUCCUAUUGUUGGACGGAUUCAAAAAUAUUAUUUAAUUUAUAAUAUAAAAAAUUACAUAAGUAAGUUAUGAAAAAUUUAUAAAGAAAAUAAUUGUUAUAAAUAAUAAAUCAAUAGUCAAUUUUCUCACUAGUUAACCAAAAUCUACCAGUAA